CCGGGAAUACGCAACACGAAUUUCCGCGCGGAUCAGGAACAGGUUUGCAAUCGCCAUACGUUUAGGUGCCCGCUAUUAGAGUCCCGCCGUUGCUACUCUCCGACACAACCACUCCUACCCGCGGUCGUACUGCACUCCAAGAUCUAAAACCGGGAAUACAAGCGCGAGCCUUAAGAAUGGGCGAUAAACGGAAACGAAACCAGGACGCGGGCGACGAAGAUACCGUCGAAGUUGCCGAGGUCAAGAAGUUAAAGAAGAGCGCCGGCGAUAAGGAGAAGAAAGAGAAGAAAUCAAACAAGAAAGAGAAAAAGCGUGCGAAAGAUGAGCAUGUUGACAUAAAUGGAGCCGAGAGCGCGGAAGUGAACAUUGAGAAAUCAGAAAAGAAGAAGAAGGAGAAGAAAGCGAAGAAGCAAGAGAAGACGGAGAACGAAAGCACAGAGAACAGUGCCCAAGUCGCCGCUGCCGCCGAUAUAAAUGGUGAAAAAGAGGAUAAGAAGGAGAGGAAAGAAAAGAAGCAGAAGAAGGAGAAGAAGGAGAAGAAAGAAGGAAAAGGAAAGAAAGAUAAAAAGGACAAGAAGGAAAAGAAAGAAAAGAAGGCCAAGGCAGAAGAUGAAGCCGCGAAGAUGGAACUAGAUGAGCCGGAUAAAAUGCCUGAGGACGCCACUGCUCCAAACAACGAGGCCGAGGAGCCCGCUAUGGAGGAUGCGAAGGAACAGGAAGAUGAUUAUAUCCAUCCCGACCGGAAGGAAGGCAGGUUUAUUGUCUUCAUAAGUAAUCUCCCCUACAGCGCCGACUACGACUCCGUUUCCAAACACUUUGCAAAGCUCCAGCCCAUUCAGAUCCGCGUGCCGCUAGAACGAGGCGGGAAAAAAGGGAGAGGUUUCGCAUUUGUAGAGUUCAGCAAUUAUGAUCGCAUGAAGACUUGCUUGAAAUUAUAUCAUCAUACCAUGUUCGACGACGGAAAAUCGCCCUCGAGAAAGAUAGGUGUGGAGUUAACGUAUGUUUGGGCUAUCCUACAUGCCUUAUUUCCAUUUGGAAUUUCACUCUAGAUUUGCUAAUAGUGGACACAUAAUAGUGCCGGCGGCGGGGGGUCCAAAUCCGAAACGCGCAAAGCUAGAAUUAUAGAGAAGAACAAGAAACUGAACGAGGAGCGUGCACGUGCGGCAAAAGAAGCGGCGAAGCGCAAGAGAAUUGACGAAAAGAAGCAAGAAGGUCAGGAAGCCGGCGGCGACGACGCCCAGGAGACCAAUGAAUUGGCAGACAUCCACCCGAGUCGGAGACGCAGGUUUCAGUGACACUCUUGUUUUCUAUCUUUGUUGGCUUGGGCGCAAGGCGUGUUUGCGAUAGCUACUUUCCAACAUCAAAAGCAUUUGAGAUGAUUUAGAUAUCCCGGUUUAGGGACUAGACGCAAUUGGAAUUAAGUCAAUUGGGACUCCA
Messenger RNA from Coccidioides immitis RS, 1437 nucleotides. RefSeq names its product nucleolar protein 6, variant. The transcript is spliced from 2 exons. Gene Ontology annotation, molecular function: structural molecule activity; RNA binding. The coding region runs from base 177 to 1049 and encodes 290 amino acids. The record is from RefSeq and is a predicted model, not a curated record. Lineage: Eukaryota; Fungi; Ascomycota; Eurotiomycetes; Onygenales; Onygenaceae.